Molecule: messenger RNA, 1905 nt
Organism: Nothoprocta perdicaria
Lineage: Eukaryota; Metazoa; Chordata; Aves; Tinamiformes; Tinamidae
Gene: TEDC1
Product: tubulin epsilon and delta complex 1
Exons: 7
Coding region: 1-1143 (380 amino acids)
Source: RefSeq, a predicted model, not a curated record
AUGGGCGAUGCCCAGGUGCGGAGUGUGAAGCGGGCGCUGUGGUACUACGGCUACGGGAGGCGGCAGCUGUACGGGCUGCGCGGCGACGGCUCCGCGGGCAGCCGGGAGCUGCUGCUCGCCUUCUCCUGGCUGCUGCUCCGGCUGGCGCUGCCGGAGCGGCUGCUGGCGCGCCGCGGGGCGAGCGCCGCCGAUGAGGCCUCCGUGUGCACGUGUGAAGAUGAUCUACCUUGCAGCCAGGAGGACAGGACUGAAAUGGCACCUGAUUAUUCUCUGGAAGACCCAGUAGAUGUCCGGUAUCUUCAGUGGCUGAGUGGGAGGCUGAGGUUCCAGUGGCAGAGUCUGCAUGCUCUGCAUCAAGAGCAGUGCAAACUUCUGCAUAAGAUCCAUUUAUUCACUAGUGGCUGUCAUAUGGACAAGGUGCUUGGACAUCUUUCUGUCACAGAAACAGAUCUUGUUAGACAACCAGAGAACUACAAGCAGCUGCUGGAGUCGCUGGAGUCUGAAACAGUGCAGCUAGAAGCCUUUCUGGAGUGGAAGCAGCUGGAGCAAAUUUAUUGGCAGUGGAUGGAAGCUGUGUUGGAUGAUAUGUCUGAAGAGGGAAGUCUAUGCAAGUCCCAGGACGCUCAGCCAAAGGAAAAUCCGCUACCAAAGACAGGCUCCUGCAGCCACUGGGCUGGCAGCCUCGUGGGGAGAAUUGACAGAUUAUCCACAGACCUAACGAGUGUCCGUGACCAGCUGCAGGAGCUUGUAACUCACCGCAAGGCUGUGUGGUAUGAGAAGAUGAAAACAAGAGAGGAGGAACUACAGAAAGACGACUUCUGUGCUGCUGCUGCUACAAAGAUCCAGGAAGCCGUGCAGCUGAAGCUGCUCGAUAUUACAGACCGUUGUGCUCCAACAAAAAGGAGGAUGCACGGGUCAGGCAGACUGGUGUUCAGAAGCAAAGACUCUGCUGGCACAACAGGCUCUGGCAGAUCUGUGUCUAAGGAGCCUGUUCCAAGCGUGAGCGCUACAGAGGUGAUCAGAGAACUGCAGGUGAGAAAGGCCAGCCUGGAGAGAGAGCUGAAGCAGCUGCGGGACGAGUGCAGGCAGCGAAUGGAUGAAAUUGCCCAAGGGUUGGAUGGAGUCAUUUGUGUCUCCCCUUGAAGAGAUGAGGCUGGACUGAGAUAAGUAAAGGGCUGGAGUUAUUUGAUCAGAAGGCAUUUGCACAGCUUGGCAUGGGGGAGUGCGAGGUGAGGAACUGAGUGUAAUUUCUGAUUUUUAGCUUGGGAAUCAUAACCUGCUCUGGCUUUGUGACUUAUACUGGGGCCRUAACCUCGGUGGUUCUCUCUGCAGCCCUUUUAUUGCAAGCCUUGCCAAUUAAAUUCUGCAGCAGGCCGUAGUGGGAGUGUGCUUAAAUCUCUCUUUUAUCUCUUAGAUUUCUAGUUCUUCUGCCAAGCACGGGGCUCUUUUACAGUGCUCAGCUGCUGCACGGCAUACUUGGAGGCUGCAGAUUGAAGCACUAAUUGCGUUCAACGUUUUUCAGCAAGUGGAAGUGUUCAUUAGUCAGAAAAAUCCAGGUAUUGGAAAACAUGUUAAAGCACUGGGGCUGAGAGACAUUGGAAAUGUUCAAGAAAGUGUGCUACUUAAUUCAGCUCGUUUGCAUAUUUGUGGCAGCUAUUAUGCAGCCUCCAUAAGGAAAAACAAAUGUCUAAUAAUAAAUAAAGCAGCGCGGUGGUUUCAUUCACCGCCGUGAUGCACUUGAAGUGAUUGGAUUCUCGGAGAGAACAAACUGGAAACCCAUUCYGCUGAGUUAUGAAUUACACUGAGAUAACUUAUGGGUCUUCUCUAGGAGGUUUUUGUGGAAUAGAAACGUGGCCUUAAAUUCCAAGCCUGAAGAGGCUACAGCCUCUAUGAGUCUCCAUCCUC